UCCCAAGAGUGCAUCUAUAAAUAAUUUGGCAACUGAAUCCCAAAGUCAUGACCUUUGUUCUAUAAGAUUUGUUCAGCUACAUUACAAGGCUGACAGUGAAAUUUUCCGGCGAAAAUGAGAUUUCGAGGCAAUGACAGCCCCGCCAAGGAUCGUCAUUUGCCACGAAUGUUAGUGACAAUAUUGGCUACAUUAACGGUUGCUAAUGUUGUUUCAGCGGAUCCUUAUGUAUAUUCUUCUCCUUCAUUACCUUCACUUCCACUAUCAUAUGCCUAUAAAUCACUGCCUCGUCCAUCGUCAUCUCCACCUCUCCCGUAUGUGUAUACAUCUCCGCCUCCUCCUCCGCCUUCACCCCUAGCACCCUAUGGUCCACGUCAUCACUUGGCGGUCAAGGUUGUUGGAAAAGUCUACUGUUUAAGAUGCUACAAUUGGAAAUACCCAAAAAUAUCUCAUGGCAAGAAACACCUCAAAGGUGCUGUGAUUCAAGUGACUUGCAAGGUCGGUGACAAAAAAAUUGUGAAUUUUGGUAACACUAAGAUCAAUGGCAAAUUUAGCAUAACUUUCAAAGGAUUUGAUUAUCACAAAUAUGGCGCAAAGGCUUGCAAAGUCAAACUUCAAAAGGCACCAAAAGAUUCAAAAUGUAACAUUCCAACAAAUUUUCAUUUGGGAAUUAAGGGUGCUAAUCUCAAAGUGAAAUCAAAGACUAAAUAUGAAGUUGUACUCUAUGCAUUACCAUUUGCUUAUGCUCCUAAGAUACCCUAUAGGGUAUGCAAGAAGCUCAAGCCUACACUUGCGCGCUAUACUACUUCAAAUUUCCUCCAAAUCUAUCACGGGCGUAUGUUUAUAAGUUAUAUCCGCCUUCAUCACCAACGUAUGUUUACAAGUCACCUUCUCCUCCAACCCCGACAUAAGUUUACAAAUUCCAUCACCACCUUAUUACCAAACUCGGCGCCACCAACUAAAGUCUCAAUCGUCUCCUUAUUAUUACAAGUUUCCACCAUCAGUAACACCAGCACCAAUAUAGUAUUAUAAGUCGUCACCAUCUUAGCUUAUUACAAAAGUCGGCCACCACCAACUAAGUCUCAAUCGUCUCCUUAUUAUUACAAGUCUCCACAUCCGCCUUCACCAAAACCUGCACUUAUAUAGUAUUAUAAGUCACCUCCGCCCAAUUCAUUACUAAGUUUUUCAAGAAGGGAAGAUUCGAAUAUCAACGGUACAUAGCACUAAGUAAUAUAUCAAAUGAGUUCUUCAAUUUUGCUUAAGGAAAAAGUGAUCUUUUGUGUCGUAAUUUAUUGUUGUAUAGAGAAUGUCCUCUUUUUUUAAUCCAUUUUUU
Messenger RNA from Nicotiana tabacum (common tobacco), 1330 nucleotides. NCBI's taxonomy places the organism in Eukaryota, Viridiplantae, Streptophyta, Magnoliopsida, Solanales, Solanaceae. The record is from RefSeq and is a predicted model, not a curated record.